Indicator indicator is the source of this 677-nucleotide messenger RNA. RefSeq names its product TM2 domain containing 2 (gene TM2D2). The transcript has 4 exons. The coding region runs from base 1 to 621 and encodes 206 amino acids. NCBI's taxonomy places the organism in Eukaryota, Metazoa, Chordata, Aves, Piciformes, Indicatoridae. The record is from RefSeq and is a predicted model, not a curated record.
AUGGCGCCGCGGCGCGGCGGGCCGGUGGGGUAUGCUUUGCUGUGCGGCCAGGCCGUGCUGCUGCUGGGCAACUUGCUGCUGCUGCAUGGCGCUUCCCGAGACCUCCCCAACAACGGCACCGAGCCCGAAGGACUCUCGCAGGGCUCUCCCGCCGCCUGGGCCUACACCGACCCGCAGGCGCCUCUCGUCCUCUGCACCUACCUCCCUGAUGAGUUCGUGGAGUGCGAGGAACCAGUGGACCACGGUGGGAACGCCACGGCACAGCAGGAGCUGGGCCACGGCUGCGUGAAGUUCGGCGGACAAGCCUACGGAGAGGUGGAUCACACCCGGGUGCAGUGCCGAGCGCUGGACGGCAUCGAGUGCGCCGAGCCGCGGAGCUUCCUGCGGGGCAGCCGGCCUUGCGUCAAGUACACUGGACACUAUUUUAUAACCACUCUGCUCUACUCGUUUUUCCUGGGGUGCUUUGGCGUGGAUCGGUUCUGCCUGGGCCACACCGGGACGGCCGUGGGGAAGUUGCUGACCCUGGGGGGCCUGGGGAUCUGGUGGUUCGUGGACCUGAUUCUUCUCAUCACCGGGGGGUUGAUGCCCAGCGACGGCAGCAACUGGUGCACCGUGUACUGACCCCCACGGAGGCCCUGCGGGACUGGAGAAGGCCUCCAGCACCGGACAGACUCUGC